This is a messenger RNA of Piliocolobus tephrosceles (Ugandan red Colobus), 810 nucleotides long. Its product is annotated as tetratricopeptide repeat protein 14 homolog. Lineage: Eukaryota; Metazoa; Chordata; Mammalia; Primates; Cercopithecidae. The record is from RefSeq and is a predicted model, not a curated record.
AUGACCUCAGAGGCUGAGCAGCUGAGACCAGCUGAGGUUUGUGGGCAGAGCCUCAGAUCUUGCACUGGCAGCACACGGGGACACAGCAGCUGGACUGGGAACAGCAGGGUUUGCAGCAGCUGGACUGGCAGCAGGAUGACCCACAGCCUGAGGAGCAGCAGCAGGGCUUACAGCAGCUGUACUGGGAACAGCAGGGCUUACAACAGCUGGACUGGGAACAGCAGGGCUUGCAGCAGCUGGACUGGCCGCAGGAUGACCCACAGCCUGAGGAACAACAGCAGGGCUUACAGCAGCUGGACUGGGAGCAGCCACAAGAACCACAGCCCCCCUUGGAGCCCCCACAGGAGCCACAGCCCCCCUUGGAGCCCCCGCAGGAGCCACAGCCCCCCUUGGAUCCCCCACAGGAGCCACAGCUGGAGCAGGAACAGGCUGGCACACAGCAGCACACGGGCUUGCAGCAGCAGAUGGGCACACAGCAGCUGGAGCCACAGCCCCCACAGCCGGAGCCACAGCCUCCGGAGCAGCCACAGCAGCCCAUAGUUCUGGUGGAUUGAGGGUGGAGCAGGUAGAGGAGCAGGUGAGAGGAAGUGGCAGGUGCAGGUGUGGAGCUCCCUGAACCCCGGCUCUUUAUAUUCCUGCCCAGGUGUUUUGGGUGUCCCAGGAGCCCAGGAGGCGGUGGUGGCUUGGCUGGCAGGUGGACCAUUGUCCUUGGUGCUCAGGGCUCUCCUCACUGAUGCAGACCCUCCACCCUCUGGCAUUGGUGUUUAUGUCAAUGGUGGUCGUUUUCUCACUCCUAACGACACGGAUUAG